CGCCAAGAAUGGCGACAGGGCGUUCUACAACGGCUCCGUCGGGAGGAUGCUCGUCAAGGACAUUGAAGUCAACGGUGGCAUCAUUACCAUGGAAGACGUACAAGACUACUACGUGGACGUGACCGAGGCCCUUGGCCGCACGCUGCGAGACAACGUGAGCGUCUUCGUGCCCCCGGCACCGUCUGGAGGACCCCUGCUGGCCUUCAUGAUUGCGCUCAUGGACAGCUACCGCCAGCAGAGGCCCGGUGGCUCGGGCUUCUCGCUGGACGAUAGCGAGGAGACCAUCCAUCGCUUCGUGGAGGCCAUCAAGUUCACGUACGCGAAGCGGAUGGAAAUCGGUGACCCGGGCCACAUCGACAUGCGAAACGUUCUGGAGCAGCUCGCAUCUGAAUCGUUUCUGGCGGAUGUCAGAUCCAAAAUCCGCGGCACGCCGUUCAGGGACAUGCGCUACUACGGUGUCCGCUACCAGAAGAUCGAGAGCCACGGUUCGGGCCAGAUCGUCAUCCUGAUGCCCGACGGAGAUGCCCUGGCACUAAUGGGCAGCAUCAAUGGGCCGCUCGGCGCCCUGGCCCUGUCCCCUUCGACGGGCAUCCUGCUGAACAACGAGAUGAACGACUUUGCCAUCCCCGGCGUCAAGAACGCGUUCGGGCUGCUGCCCAGCCACGUCAACUACAUCCGGCCCGGAAAGCGACCCACGUCCUCAAUCUCGCCGCUGGUGAUGACCGACGCCCAGGGUGACGUCACAAUGGUCGUCAGCGGAACCGGCGCAUUCAGCAUCAUUACCGGUGCCGCGCAGGUGGUGAUGCGGGCGCUGUGGAUGAACCACACCAUCAAGGAGGCCAUCGACGCACCCAGAGUUCACCACCAACUGUUCCCCGACGAGGUGUUGGCUGAACCUAAUCUUGACGUGGACGUGAAGCACGGUCUCAAGGCACGAGGCCACAGGGUGGCCGACUACAGCUGGUACGGGACCGUAGUGGGCAUCUCCCGCAAACCGGGAGAGAUCAUCCACGCCUGCCGCGACUAUCGCCCCUACGAUGUCAGCGGAAUAGACGGGGACUGAAGCACACCGCUCACGACUAUAACGUCACCGACAGCAUCAGAACGGCGAGGGGUCCCUCUCAAAACGCCCGGCCUCCACCACGCGAAUUCCGCCGUGCCUUGGCUAUGCUUGCA
Ixodes scapularis (black-legged tick) is the source of this 1176-nucleotide messenger RNA. RefSeq names its product scoloptoxin SSD20-like. Bases 47 to 1063 code for a protein of 338 amino acids. The record is from RefSeq and is a predicted model, not a curated record. The transcript is spliced from 6 exons. Gene Ontology annotation, molecular function: glutathione gamma-glutamate hydrolase. NCBI's taxonomy places the organism in Eukaryota, Metazoa, Arthropoda, Arachnida, Ixodida, Ixodidae. Gene Ontology annotation, cellular component: plasma membrane. Gene Ontology annotation, biological process: glutathione catabolic process.